AGAGUCGAGCUUUCUGUUCACUUGUUGCAUUGGUUGCUGUCUCCCCAGGGGCUGCACAGAGGAGUAUGAGAUGAAGACCAUCGAGCAGAAGUCAGAGCCAGAGCCUCUGGCAGCGGGCUACCGACCCUCUCCUCGCCCAACGUGGAGAUGGGACAGCCCACCUAUUCCUUCAGGGCUCCAAAGUGCACCGAACUCUCAGCGCUGGGCCCCCAUGGGACCCCCUCCACCUCCACUGCCCCGCUCACACAAAACCUUAAUGCCAGUUCCUUACAGAGAGCCACAGCACCUCAACUCUAAGAGGCCAGUGAGCUACCCAGAGAACCAUUACACUCUGUCUCCUGCAGGGGGCGAUAGAGGGCUACCCUACAGAAACCCCUCAGCCAGCUUCUCCUCGCCCUCCUCUGGCCUUGUCGGCCUCUCCGCGAUGGGCGUGCCUGGAAUCACACCGGGACCUUUCGUACGCUAUAAACACUCCCCCGACAGAUUUGGAACAGGACAGCGCCCCCUGCUGCCUUAUGAGCCCCACCUCAGCGUGGACAUCAACUCCAGUGGGGAGUCUUCUUCAGGCUUCACCAGCCAAGAGAGCACCAUGGAGCGCUGCAAAACAGAACCCCUCUGGCAUGUCCCAGCAUCGUCGUCACGGGGACCAGGUGUUGGCGUGGGACAGAGGAGAAUACCCAGACAAGAUGUCCCAGGGAAAGACUCUCCAAACAGACACUCAAAGGGUGAGACUCAGUACUCUAGUCACUCCAGCAGUAACACUCUGUCCAGUAACGCCUCCAGCAGCCACAGCGAUGAGCGAUGGUUUGAUGGAGGAGCUGGAGGAGAGCGAGGAGGAGGCGGGGGUGACCCAUCUGAUGCUGACCCCGACCUUCUCAACAAGGGAGGGUCCAACGACAGCGGCAUUGACGCCUCGACCCACUACACCAACUCCCGCCAUGCAAACAUGUCCAACAACCAGGCUCUCAAGCCCUUACACUGCUCUGCGACCUACAGUGGCGUGCAGGAGUUAUCUGUGGGACGGAGCAGCGGCGGGGGAGAAGCAAGGAGACGAGAGUCUUCACCCAUCAUACCGGCCGAAGCAAAUCAGAACAAAGGGUACCGGACAAGGACAUUCCCACCUCCUGGGUCCAGUGCUGAAAAAAUGGAUGCUUUCAAACCCAGGGCCUACACACCGCAGGGUUACAAAACUCCAACGGCGGAGAAAGCAAGACAUGUCCGAGCUGCGACAGCGACGCCCACUUCGGCUCAGUUAAGCUCCAUUCCUCUGUCAAGCUCCGCCCCCAAGGCCUUAUACGGGAAGGGCAGACAAACCGCCUGGCAGACUGAAGACGGCAGCCCGUCGAACACAACCACAGCAUCUGCCUCUUUAAGCAGCAACAGCAAGAAGCAGGUGGAUACAAAUUCAAAGAACGUGUUUGGACAACCUCGACUCCGAGCCUCACUGAGGGACCUGCGCUCUCCGCGGCGGACGUAUAAGAGCACCAUCGAAGACGACCUGAAGAAACUGAUCAUCAUGGACAACCCGGGAGAGAUGCCACAAAGAGAUCCAUCUCCCAGACGAGCUUUGCAGCGCACAUUUUCAGACGAGUCGCUGUGCAGUGGACGCAGAGACGCCAGCUUCGCCAACUCCGAGAACCAAAUGACCGCGACUGAUGUACUGUUCACCUGCACUCUGCCCACACGCAGACACGGCUCCAACUCUUCCAACCACUUGCAGAGCAAGAAGGCGCCUCUGUCUGCGUCCGAGCUGUCUCUCACUGAAGUCAGGGACAAAGUUCCCCCACUGAGGAGGCUCGAUCCUGGACUGAUGCCUCUUCCUGACACAGCCUGUGGACUGGAGUGGUCCAGCCUGGUCAGUGCUGCUAAAGCCUAUGAAGUACAAGAUGAGUCAUCGAAAAAUCAAAGCGAACUCCCUAGAUAUGCCGUUAAGGCUCGCAACAACUUUGAAAGUACGCGAGCUGAGGUUGAGCGUCUGAUGAAGAGGAUUCGAUCGGCAGAAGAAGACUUCAAAGCCCCGAGCUGCUUCACCAUGGAGGGAUAUCUGUAUAUACAGGAGAAACGUCCACUGGGCAGCGUGUGGACGCGUUACUACUGUACAUAUGAGAAAAGCUCCAAGAUGUUCACCAUGAGUAACACAGAAGUGAGACAGGCCAGCAGACAGAACGGCCUUGUGAACACAGCUCCUGACAUGUUCAGACUGCGCUCGUGUGUCAGAAGAAAGACGGAUUCUAUCGACAAGCGCUUCUGCUUCGACAUCGAGGUGGUGGAGAGACACGGAGUCAUCACUCUACAAGCUCAGUCUGAGGCAAACAGGCGGCUGUGGAUGGAGGCAAUGGAUGGAAAAGAACCUAUCUACACUCUUCCUUCUUUACUGAGCAGAAAAGAGGAGACAUUUCUUAAUGAAGCUGGUUUCACCUUCGUAAAGAAGUGCAUUGAGCUGGUGGAGAACAGAGGCCUCACCACGCUGGGACUUUACAGGACGGGAGGAGUGAACUCUAAAGUGCAGCGGCUGAUGACGAGCGUGUUUGCGUCCACAGCUCCUGCUGACGUCCAGCUGGACGCGGACGCCUGGGACAACAAGACCAUCACCAGUGGACUGAAGAAUUAUUUCAGGUGUCUGGCAGAACCAGUGCUGACCUACAGACUUCAUAAAGAGUUCAUCAAAGCUGCGAGAUACGACGAGCACAAGCACAGAGUGAGAGCCGUUCACACGCUGGUUCACAAACUGCCAGAGAAAAACCGAGCGAUGUUGGACGUCCUCAGCCGUCACCUCCUCCAAGUUUCCUCUCACAGUGAGCAGAACCUGAUGACCGUGUCAAACCUCGCCAUGAUCUUUGGUCCCACACUGAUGAGGUCACAGGAAGAGACGGUGGCCGCCAUGAUGAACAUCAAGUUCCAGAAUAUCGUGGUGGAAAUUAUUAUUGAAAACCACAACAAGAUCUUCAGUGAAGCUCCGGACGCGUCGCUGCCGUUACCUCAGGCUCCGUCGUCACGAGCGACUCCUCGCAGGAGCAAAGCCAUCUGUCUGUCCUCAGGGAAGAGGAAAGCUCGUCUGUAUCCUCCGGCUCUGUGCCUCGCCGACAACGACAGCGACACAUUCAGUAGCAGCCCAAGCACAACUCCGAUGGGCAGCCGCGAGUCUCUGUCCUCUCACUCGUCAGAGAAGAACGGAUUGUCUCAAACGUCUUCUCCAUCGUCUCCUGCUGCUGAGCCCAGCUCACCCUCUACAGCGCCUGCUUCUCCUCCUGCAGCCUCCUCCUCCUCCUGCUCCCACUCUGUGAAGGAGAAGGAUCAGAAACAGCGAGCAGAUGUUUCUGCCUCUCCUCGUCUCAAUCCUUCCUCUUCCUCCGUGUCCUCCGUGUCCUCUUUACGCAAAGAAAACUCCACUGCCUCCUUGUUGUCGAUUGAAGAGCCAAGAUCUCCGUCCAGAGCGUCCACCACCUCUACCCAGCAUGCAUCAUUGGGGCAGGCGUCCUCUCUCAGGAGUGUUCAGUCCAGCGGUGUCUCCACAGUCAGAGACUCCACCUCGCCCUCGCGGCAGCGCAGGCCUUACAGGUCCGCCUCCUCCUCCUCGUCCUCCUCCUCUUCAUUGUUUCCAUACCAGAUCUCCACGUCGUCCUCGCUCACCUCCCUUCACAUCUCUGAGGAUUACCGGAGUUGUCAUGGAUCAGUUCAGAGUCUGAUGUCUCUGGAUCCCCACGCACACACACACACAUGCAAAGCUUCACACGUGCGACGUGGCUCUGACGUGACUGCCAAACAUUCUGCAGCCACAAGCAAUGGAUACCAGAGACCUGGAUCAGUAUCAUCAGUGACUGGAGUGCAGAGGGAGAGUUCAGUCUUCUCCUCAGCGUUAGACAUUUGCUCCUCAGGACGUGAGGCAAAGGCUCUUUAUUCAUGUGAGGCAGAGCACAGCCAUGAGCUCAGCUUUCCACAGGGGGCACUGUUCACAAAUGUUUACCCGUCUGUGGAGCCCGGCUGGCUUCAGGCCACGUACAACGGUAAAACCGGCCUCGUACCUGAAAACUACAUCAGCUACACCUGAUGACAUCAUCAGAUACACCUGAUGACAUCAUGAUGAGAGUGAGGAUCAGACGUAGAUGUUAGGAUGUAACUUGUGUAACAUUAAUUCAGUGCUGCUGAUCAUAGACAUAAUAUAUUUAACCUGUGAUUGAACAGUUAGUACGUCAGACACUGUGAUUAUCCUGUGAUGAUCAUGUGAUGAUCAUGUGAUGAUCCU
Molecule: messenger RNA, 4243 nt
Organism: Solea senegalensis (Senegalese sole)
Lineage: Eukaryota; Metazoa; Chordata; Actinopteri; Pleuronectiformes; Soleidae
Exons: 26
Coding region: 71-4048 (1325 amino acids)
Biological process (GO): signal transduction
Molecular function (GO): GTPase activator activity; protein binding
Source: RefSeq, a predicted model, not a curated record